AUGAUUGGACAACUGGCUGCUUUGAUUCUUCUUAGCACAGUGUCUCGGACUCAAACUGCAGAGGUUUCUCACCUGAUCUCUUUGACUGUUGUUAAACUUGGUGAGAGUGUUACUUUUGAAUGUCAAGUCUCUGACAUGAAAGAAAAAUUCUCCUGGUAUAAGCAGCCUCUUGGACAUAUGGCCCAAAAUGUUGCUGAUGCAGUCUUGGGCAAAAUAACAGUUAGUGAAAAAUUUAAAGACACACGUUUCACAGCAACAAAAGGAGAUGAUCAGUAUCUUCUUACCAUCAGAAAUGUCAGCAAAGAGGACGAAGCAACGUACUUCUGUCAAAGUGGAACAUCGUAUUUACAGACUUUCAACAAUGGCAGAUUCUUGUCUGUGACUGAUCAUAAACAGCAGAAACAUGUCUACGUGCAUCAAAGUCCGGAGACAGCAUCAGUCCAGCUGGGAGCCUCAAUGACUCUCCAGUGUUCACUUCUCUACACGAACAAAGAGAGCAGAGCCCAGUGUCCAGGUGAACACAGUGUGCACUGGUUCAGAGCUGGAUCAGGAGGAUUUCAUCCAGGCAUCAUUUACACUCACAGCAACAGGAGUGAUGAACAAGAGGAAAGGAGCUGUGUCUACAGUUUGUCCAAAACUAUACAGAACUCCUCUGAUGCUGGGACGUACUACUGUGCUGUGGUCACAUGUGGAGAGAUCCUGUUUGGUGAAGGAACUAAAGUGGAGACAAAUUCAGGAUCAGAGCUGGACCCAGUUGUCCUUGUUCUUGGAGGGCUGUUGGCCUGCUGCGUGACUGUGGUUGGCAUCCUUAUUUUCUACAUAAAUCAAAGGACAGUUUGCAAACAUUGUAAAGGAGCAAUGAGUUUUUCCCAUCAUCGUGGACAUGACGAGUCAACUGUGGAUCAGUCAAAUGAUCUGGAUGGUGAAGAAGAGGCAGUGAACUAUGCAGCACUGGAUUUCUCUGCAAGAAGAGUGAAAAGAGGAAGGAAGAAGAGAGGGUCACCACAAGAGUGUGCAUACUCUGUUGCAUAUUACCACAAGCAGCAAAACCCCUCUCUAUAGGCAGAACAACUCCCUAUAGAGGUUAUCACCUUAGGUCACCUUAGGGUGGGGGUUCACCUGUCAACAGUAGUUUUUAUUGAAAAGAUCCACACUGAAGGUUACUGAAUUUUGCUUUUAAAAAAUGUUCACAUGGAACAUAUGCAACAUGCUUCUAGAAAA
Messenger RNA from Seriola dumerili (greater amberjack), 1221 nucleotides. RefSeq lists its product as uncharacterized. The record is from RefSeq and is a predicted model, not a curated record. The transcript is spliced from 6 exons. Lineage: Eukaryota; Metazoa; Chordata; Actinopteri; Carangiformes; Carangidae. Gene Ontology annotation, biological process: response to bacterium. Bases 1 to 1062 code for a protein of 353 amino acids.